AUGACACAAACACAACACACUACUUCGACCAAAUCCAGAAAAGCGAAAGCCAUGGGACUGCUUACGAUCCCGGUAGAGGUACUGGACGAGAUCACCGGCUAUUUAAGCUACUCGUCCCGGUUCGCUCUCUCUCUCACCUGUCGAGCACUUCAUACCUGGAUCGACAACCCAUACUGUACUUCGAAAAAGCGUGACAAACUUCUUUCUGAACGGCUAUCACAGUCCCGAUGCCCUGUGAUCAAGCCCAAGGACCUGUUUGAAAUUGAGAUGUGGCCAGCAUACUUGAAACAAGACAAUGUCCAGAUGGCUCACGGCUACUUCGCCUGUGGGGAUGUUGUUUACGACUUGGCCGGUUUUCCCCUGGAACGACCUUCUACUUUGGAGGAGCUGAAGUCCAUGGACUUGGCAUCAUUUGCGCGAGAUGCCGCAGAUACGAAGGAUAUGAGGAUUAUCAUUGGAACAGAUCUGACACUUGCGGUGCAUGCUUGUCCAUGUAUGGAAUGCCAGCCAGGCACUACUCGUUCCUUAAAUAAUAUAUUAAUUGAUAUCUCUGUCUCUGCCUCCAUCUCCAUCUCCAUCUCCAUCUUCGCCUUUCUGUAUCUAUAUAGACACGUGACCCAUCUGGUGAUCGACCAAAAAACCGCCAGCAGCCAAAGAAGACGCGAAGAAGAAGCAAAGAAGCAAAGAAGCAAAGAAGAAAAGAAACGCAGGAGAGGAGACAAAGAGAAGACAAAAGACGACGGCUGGGGAUGCGAGUCUAAGGGCGACCGAGUCCCUCCUGCUCUCCCAUCUUCGCGUGUCCUACCCUGA
Messenger RNA from Trichophyton verrucosum HKI 0517, 810 nucleotides. RefSeq lists its product as uncharacterized. The record is from RefSeq and is a predicted model, not a curated record. NCBI's taxonomy places the organism in Eukaryota, Fungi, Ascomycota, Eurotiomycetes, Onygenales, Arthrodermataceae. The coding region runs from base 1 to 810 and encodes 269 amino acids. Gene Ontology annotation, molecular function: protein binding. The transcript has 3 exons.